GAGCCCCGGAAGCCCAUGCCUAACGACGCCAGUAUUGAAAGCUGUUAUAUGUUGUGAUUUCUCAAUUAUUUUUUAAUCCUUGCUGCUCCAGUUGGCGGCAUGAAAAUUGUUUAACAAUGAUUUGUCGAUUUAACCCUUGCACAAUUUAUUUUUAUUACCUUACUUGUUGCUAUGAUAGCGCCAGUCCGCCUGUGUAAUUUAACUGUGAGAAUAUGCGCUUGCCUUAGCCUAAAUUAUUAGAUUAUCUGUAAAUUGAAUGUUUUGGAAUAUUUUUUCAUGUAGCUCCUUGUGUAUCCCACCGAGCCAAUCCUCACACUGCACUGCAGUCAGCGCUGUUCACACAUUUGGUGUAGGAAGGUCACGUUAUAAAGGGGGUCGAGAGCUGCUGGAGAGGACUGCGCAAAACCACGGUCCGGAUUUGUGCCUGACGUCAUGGGGAGCAGCAACAGACGGGCUUUGACAGGAUCCAGCGAAAAGCACCACGGAUAAGAUAUCAACAUCCCACGGCGGUGCAAGCGGACAAAGAUGCAGAGCACGUCGCCGUUUCGUGCCGUAUAAAUCCCCGAGCCGAAGCGCGGAGAUUUCGGGUUUUGUCGUUGCGCACGCCGGAGAUGCGAUUUGGUCGCACAAUGAGAGCGCCUCGCUGCUGAAGCGACUGCCGCUGCUGCUUUCUGUCUCAAAACAAGCCGCACUGUUGACCAGGGAGGGAUAAACAGGCAGAGAAACGGCACUAAUCCCCGGGACGGUCACAUUCACAGAGGGCCUCGGACCCGGCAGACAUCAUGGACAGGGCAGCACGAACUGGAUUAAAUGAUAGGGAAUAAAGAGACGGCGCAAACAAAGCGAACGUGAAGUGUUAUGCUCAUGAACUUGUGCUUUUAUUUGACUGGAAAUGGGGGCUUUAACAAGCAGACAGAACAUAGGCGUGGAAGAAGUGGACAUCCCGUCCAAUUCGGUGUACCGUUAUCCACCAAAAUCCGGGAGUUACUUCGCCAGCCAUUUCAUCAUGGGGGGAGAGAAGUUUGACUCUACCCAUCCCGAGGGUUACCUGUUCGGGGAAAACACGGACCUUAACUUCCUGGGGACCAGACCAGUAGCGUUCCCGUAUGCGGCCCCUCCGCCUCAGGAACCAGUGAAGACAUUACGAAGCCUUAUAAACAUCCGUAAGGACACGCUACGGCUUGUACGCUGCAGCGAGGACCUGAAGCUGCCCGGAGAGGAGGCAGCGGGAAAGAACCGAGCCUGCUAUAACAUUGAAUUCACCUUUGACGCCGACACACAGGUGGCCAUCACCAUCUACUACCAAGCUAUAGAAGAGUUUCACAAUGGAGUGCCAAUUUACCUACCGCAGGACAGCUCUCUGCAGUCCGAGACGGUGCACUUUAAGAGAGGCGUUUGCCAGCAGUUCUGCCUGCCUUCGCACUCAGUCAACCUCAGUGAAUGGGCUGACGACGAGCUGCUGUUUGAUAUGGACAAGGAGAUUUUCCCCAUGGUGGUGCAGGCUGUGGUAGACGAGGGGGAAGAUCAUAUGGGCCACUCUCAUGUGCUUCUGGCUACGUUUGAAAAGCACAUGGAUGGAAGCUACUGUGUGAAACCUCUGAAGCAGAAACAAGUGGUGGAUGGAGUGAGUUAUCUGCUGCAGGAGAUCUAUGGUAUUGAGAACAAAUACAACAGCCAAGAAUCAAAGGUUGCCGAUGACGAGAUCAGCGACAACAGCGCGGAGUGUGUGGUGUGUCUGUCGGAUGUACGAGACACGCUCAUCCUGCCAUGCAGACAUCUGUGUCUGUGCAACGCCUGCGCAGACACACUGCGCUACCAGGCCAACUGCUGCCCCAUCUGCAGGCUGCCAUUCAGAGCUCUGCUGCAGAUCCGAGCCAUGAGGAAGAAGCUGAGUCCUCUUUCCCCUACUAGCUUUAACCCCGUCAUCACUUCCCAGACGUCCGACUCAGAGGAACACUCGCAGGCGUCAGAGCACAUCCCUCCGGGCUACGAGGCGGUGUCCCUCCUGGAGGCACUCAACGGGCCCCUCAACACCUCCCCGGCGGCCCCUCCUCUCCACUCGGGCCCCAGCCACGUCUCCGGAGCGUUGCCCCCCUACAGCAGCGAGAGCCACCCCGCCCCGGCACGUUCCCUCUCCCCUCUGGAUCACUCCAACUCCAGCCAGGGACUCAAACUCAAGAAGAGCGGUUCAAAGUCACUUUCCCAGAAUUCGUCUGUGCUCCCUGAGGAGGAGGAUGAGAAGUCUUGCAGUGAAUCUGAGGUUCAGGCCUGCCGCCGCAAAUUAGCCGUGGACCAGCAGGAGUGUGGUGUGACCCCAGAGAGCGAAAACCUGACUCUCUCCUCGUCUGGAGCCAUCGACCAGUCAUCCUGCACCGGAACCCCACUCUCCUCCACUAUCACCUCCCCUGAGGACCCAGUGAGCAGCAGCCUGGCCCAGUCAGUGAUGUCCAUGGCCUCGUCCCACUCUCAGCACUCCCACAUCAGCACUGACACCAUGUCCUCCAUGUCAGGGUCCUACCUGGCCGGCGCUGAAGGGGAGCCCGAGGGGGAGGAGGGGGGCGACGCAGAGGGCGAGGAGAACCAGGACGCCCCCAUGGAGAGCCGAGGACCCUCGCAGCAGGACGGGGAAUUUCCCAAGGACCCAAAGGAGCAAAACUACUCAGUGGCUGUGGCAGAAGAGCAGGACUCAGAGGGAAACGAUGUCACUGAAGAGGACUGCCCCUCCCCACCUCAUGACAAAGGUGGGCGGAGCAGGUGUCCAGAGUUGGCCAAUAACAAUCAGGGCGUCGCCCUCUGUGACACGCCCUCUUUGGGGUUGGAUAAUGAGCAGGCUCCCGACAGCCGAUUCGCCGGUCUGAUGUACCUUGGGGGCUACCAGCCUAUUUUGGAGCCCCUCCCCCACCAUGCCUCCACCAGCAAUAUCAAUCUGGAGGAGCAGGGGGCAGAGACGAGGGAUGGCCAGAGUCCUAAACAUCCUCGCCGCGGACCACUCAUUGUGUAAUACACACUCAGAAACACACUCGCACACACUCACACACAUGCACACACACACACUUAAACCUAUCCGUCCAGUGUCAGCUCUCCUUACCCUGCCAUAGUGCUGCAUCGCUGGAUACUGUACUUGCUGAACAGGGAACUCCUCCCCACCUGUCCGUCCGUCCGUCCUUCAUGAAACAUCUCGCAGACUGAGUAUGACUGCCGUCGCUGCCGCUGGAGCUCCUCUCGUCCACCGUGGACAGAGGAGGGAGGAGGAAACAGAAUCUGAAUGGCAUCACCUUCACAUCACCCCUGCACUUUUUGUCAUACAGGAGCUGCUCUGCUCCUUAUCCUGAUUUUGAUGUGGGAAUAUUGCAUUUAUUUAUCUGUGUUAACCUGCUGGUCAGACCAAUAACAGCUGUGUAAUGUGGCACUAUCUUUGGACAACACAUGCUGCUCCUCUCCUCUCCUCUCCUCUCCUCUCUUCUCCUCUCUCUUUUACCAGCCAAAACAGUCAGGGGCUACUGUGAUCGGCAAUCGGAUUUAAUAUUAAUGUAUUUCCUCUCUGUUAUGUGUUGAAUGAGUGGUUGGACACUAUAAAAGUCAGCUACACCGGACUACCUUACAGAACUGGACUGAACCGGCUGAGCCCUCUCCUUGGAUCAGGGGGCUCCAGUCCUGGUUUUCGCAUGCAGCUUUCUGAUAUCUUCCACUCACUUCUGCAGUAAUCGUGCUUCUUCCCAUUUCCACCUCCCUGAGUUCAGAACCAUGACAGACCCUGCUCUGAAUGUGAAUUAACACACGGUUGGGCUUUUAAGGGUGGACAAGCCCUGAGACGGUGGACCCCCCCGGGGGAAAAAAAAUCAACAGAAAUGGACUGUAACUGAGACCGAAGUCUCGCACAGAAUGUACGACGAGGACGGCGGACAGGGAACUCCUUGAAGGAGGGGAAUGUACAUCAAAUGUGUUUUCUAUCUAGGUUGUCAGCCAAAACUAGAAUAACCUGUAAAUUCAUGGACUUUUACCCGACCCAACAUGUCAGCAUCUCCCUCUGCAGCCUCAUCUUAGCAUGUCAGUAUUAUCUGGGUGUGACUGGAAAUCCACACACGGUACCACCGAGCAAUAAAGAUGCCUAAGCUGCAUCCCUUCCUUUUCUGCUCAUGUAGGUAGACUCAAACUCGUAUCUCCAGUUCUAACGGACAGCCCAUGUUUGCACGGGCUACUUUGACACAUUCAGACAUUUCAGUGUUUUGUUUUUGUUUCUUUUCCUUUCUUUUUUUUUUUUUUUUUUUUUUACUGUUGUAAGGGACGUAUGACGAGACGACGCCACACAGUGAAUUUCCAAAAGCCCUGAAGUCGGACUUGGGCUGCACUGUGGUUGGCUGGCAUUUUUUGUUCUUCCUCUUAUUCCCUGCUACUCCUCGUGUGUGACAAUUUCAGUUUGUUUGAUUUUGUAUAACUUUAGUGUAUAGCUCACCUGUUGACCUGUUGAUGUUCUAUGUUCUGUGUUUAAUUUGUUGCAAAAACACUGUGUUGUUUAUUAUAAUGUGGAUGAUAAUAUGUGAAAAUUAGUAAUGGUUUACACACACGUGCGCACCUGCGUAGGCGCACGUGCACACACACAUAACUGAAAAAGGGACGAUAUCAACAUUUAAUGCACUAUUAGCUGUUUCCUAGACGACACACUUUGCGGUGCAUGAGGCGAUAGUAGAGUAAGCAUGUUAGUCUAGGUCAGUCUGCACUCUUCUGUAGAAUACGUACGAUGGAUCACUGUACACACACCUGCUGGAAACGUCAAAAUGAUACACUACCAUAUCGUUCUGUAAUGUUAUAUAUUGGUUGCUGGCACCCUGUUCCCUUGGCCGUGCUGCUGCAGUCGAGAGUACUGCACUAUACUCAAAUACGGUGUUAUGUGACAGUGUUUUUGUGUGUGUGUGUGUGUGUGCGCGCGCGUGUGUGUGUGCAAAUGACACUCUGAAAGAUGAACCCUCUCUCCUUUUACAAAGCUGCAGACCGCCUGCCACAGCGCUCAUUUUGGCCACAGAAUGUGUAGACGAAGCCAUUCUCUAGCAUCGAUCGCAGUAUGAUAUCAAAGGAAACGGGUCCCAGUCCGCCAAGACCCCACUUUUCUAGAAUUUAGAUUGAAAAUGUCAAUGAGAACAUAAAAGGAAAAAAAAACUAAAACAAUAAAGUUUUUGCAACUAAA
Myripristis murdjan (pinecone soldierfish) is the source of this 5182-nucleotide messenger RNA. RefSeq names its product ring finger protein 157 (gene rnf157). The record is from RefSeq and is a predicted model, not a curated record. Gene Ontology annotation, molecular function: ubiquitin protein ligase activity. Gene Ontology annotation, biological process: protein ubiquitination. The transcript has 19 exons. The coding region runs from base 893 to 3001 and encodes 702 amino acids. Gene Ontology annotation, cellular component: cytoplasm. Lineage: Eukaryota; Metazoa; Chordata; Actinopteri; Holocentriformes; Holocentridae.